Messenger RNA from Porites evermanni, 1457 nucleotides. Lineage: Eukaryota; Metazoa; Cnidaria; Anthozoa; Scleractinia; Poritidae. The record is from the annotation of a GenBank genome assembly.
AUGCCAUUGACAUCAUUAAAUGAAACCUCCGCAUUAGAAGAGGAGUCACCGUCAUUUCUGGACAGCUCACAAGGUAAAGCCACUCUUUGUGUUUACAUAUUAACGUUUAUCUUGGGCUCAAUUGGCAAUGUCCUCGUACUGUUAGUAGUACAAGGUAAAAAACGUCGAACAAUUAAUGAUUUGUUUAUUGUAAAUCUGGCGAUAUCCGAUCUUCUUAUGAUUGGUUUUCUCCCUGUGUACACGGCUAGACUUUUCGUCAAAUUUCACCAUAGCACGGCGUUCUGCAAGACAAUAUCGCCGUUAGCCACCAUGACGUUUUUUGUUAGUGUGUUCACCCUUACGUCCAUGGCAAUCCAUCGAUGUUAUGUCAUUACAAACCCAUUUAAACCUGAGAUACGUAAGUGGAAGAUUAUUGGCUGGUUAAUUGGUUUAUGGCUGGCAUCUUUCCUGGCUGUGCUUCCUCUAGUGAUUGUGGCUCAGGGUGAUUUUGGAACAGAGUGCGACGAGGGAUGGCCUUCUGAAAAGGGACGAAAGGCAUACACAGCUUCCUUGUUCGUCCUGCAAUAUUCGCUUCCCUUGGCUGUCAUUAGUGCCGCAUACAUAAGAAUCGCAGUGGAUUUGCUUAAAUCGAGUACAGAGCGAUUCGGACCUGGAAAAAGUCUCAACAAUAAUACCCGGCGUGUACGCAAAGAAGACAUCCAGAUUUUAAAAACGAUUGCGGUUAUUGUGUUAGUAUUUGCAAUUUGCUUGUUACCCGUUCAGCUUUCCUGGAUGAUGACUGAUUUUGGUAGCGAAAGAGAGAAACAAAUUGCAAAAGACGUGUUUCUCAAGUUCGAUUUUCUUCUUUCUAUUAUUCAUAGCUGCCUCAAUCCGCUCGUCUAUGGAACGCUCACGAGACGCUUCAGAAGAGGUUACAUAAGAUACCUAAUAUGUCUGUGUCCUUGCAUCAAAAUGCGUUUGGCUGAUAUCCAGAGCACGGCUGGUCCGUCACAAAAUAACUCUCUACGCAAACAGAACGGUAAAGCUCAUGUCCAUGACCACGAGGACAAGAUUUGGUUUGCGGUAAACGGAAGUCCUGAACACGAAACUAAAAGCACAGAAGUUUAACCCAAAGUGCAGAAUAAAACAUUAAAACUGUAGCCGAAGCUACUUCAUGUAAGACGAAGCGUAACUUCAUUUGGCACAAGGACUAAUAGAGCCUUUUUACAUGACGUCACCGCUGCCAUAUUUGUGUUCCAAAGCAAUAAAACGGCGGCUAUGUUGGCGUUCCAACCCAAUCCUAUGGGAGCUAAACUCUUUUCUUUUGUCGAGCGUUUUUAACAUGAGCCUCUGGCUCGGAAGAUUGUGUAAACACUUCCCACGUCUUCGACAUUAAAUAAAUCAUUCAUUCAUUCAUUCAUGUAAACGCUGGCCACGUGAGUAAAAACGCUCUUUAGCCUGGAUAAAAAAGUGUUCGG